GUCGGGGCUAGCGUGCGACAUACUAGCUAGCAACUUUAGUCGACUCAACUCUUGGGACGUCAGUGUACGUACGGAUUGAGCGACUGUUUUCCCUCCAAAAAUCUUGAAAAUCAAUCAGUGAUUUUUUAAAGCAAUAUUUUGUCUUAGCAUCGUGAAGAGCGUUCUCCAUCGACGGCACCAUGGCAUUGUCUCUUCCCCGUCAGAACUAUCAUUCAGAAAGCGAGGCAGGCGUCAACAAGCAGAUUAAUCUGAAUUACUAUGCCAGUUACGUCUACCAUUCCUUGGCAUGGCACUUCGACCGCGACGACGUGGCUCUGAAAGGAUUCCACGAGUUCUUCAAGGAGGCGUCUGGGGAGAAAAGGGAGCACGCCUGCAAGCUCAUGAAGUUCCAGAAUCAGCGCGGGGGACGGGUAGUGCUGCAAGACAUUAAGAAACCCGACCUUGACGAGUGGGGUGAUGGCGCCAACGCCAUGAAGGCUGUCCUGGCCUUGGAGAAGAACGUUAACCAGGCCUGGCUGGACCUGCACAAGAUCGCACAGAGCCACGUGGAUCCAGAGGCGUGGCAUUUUGAUGACGAUCUGAAGGGAUUCUUCAAAUUUUUCAAAGAAGCGUCAGACGAGAAGAGGAACCAUGCUGGUAAGCUCUCACAUUACCAGAACACUCGCGGAGGGCGGAUAGUGCUGAAGGACAUUAAGGCACCAGAUUUUAAACUCAGUAAUGGAUUGAAUGCUAUGGAGGCCGCUCUGGGGCUCGAAAGGAUCCUCAACCAAAGCUGGUUAGACGCACAUAAAACGGCGACCAAAUUUGAGGAUGCCGAAAUGAAGAACUGGAUUGAAACAGAAUUCCUUCACCACGAGGUGGCGUUCAUCAAGACGAUAUGCGACCACAUCACCAAUUCGAAGCGUGUAGGACCAGGGCUUGGAGAGUACUUAUUUGACAAGGAAACCCUGCAGGAGUGAUGUCAACCCCUAUGUUAAUAAAUCAUGCAGUAAUGUUAACACUCUAUGACAUACAGUUGGUUUUAACCAAGAUUUCCUUCAGGUUUGACAAAGAAAGUAAAAUAUAGUCACAGUUAAUGAUAAUAA
Messenger RNA from Lingula anatina, 1085 nucleotides. RefSeq names its product soma ferritin. NCBI's taxonomy places the organism in Eukaryota, Metazoa, Brachiopoda, Lingulata, Lingulida, Lingulidae. Gene Ontology annotation, biological process: iron ion transport; intracellular iron ion homeostasis. The record is from RefSeq and is a predicted model, not a curated record. Gene Ontology annotation, molecular function: ferrous iron binding; ferric iron binding. Gene Ontology annotation, cellular component: cytoplasm.